AUGUCAUCCACGGUUUCAAUUUUUCUUUUGGGAGGUUUCAACCACCAAAUUUUGCCAAACAGAUUAGCCCUUGUGGUGUUCAAAGCUCACUAUUUGAAUUUUGAAUUUUCACUUUUUGAUCAUCAAGUGGCCACAAACAGACUCUGUAUAUUGAGCCGGUGGUGCCAAAGCACGAAGUCGGCACCUUGGCUACUCCUGCCCCGGCCGCCCCGACUCUGGUGA
Messenger RNA from Chondrus crispus (carragheen), 222 nucleotides. RefSeq lists its product as hypothetical. The record is from RefSeq and is a predicted model, not a curated record. NCBI's taxonomy places the organism in Eukaryota, Rhodophyta, Florideophyceae, Gigartinales, Gigartinaceae. The coding region runs from base 1 to 222 and encodes 73 amino acids. The transcript has a single exon.